AUGGGCUACAAGGCCGAGUUGGUGCGCACUCGUUCCACUUGGCAUGUCGCCUUCAUGUCCUUUGUGCUCGCCUCGAUCCCCUACGGUCUCGCUACGACGCUCUACUAUCCGCUCCAAGGCGGCGGCCCGGCCGUUGUCAUUUGGGGCUGGGUCAUCGUCUCCCUGAUCAUUCUCUGUGUCGCCGCUUCGCUGGGAGAAAUCACAAGCGUGUAUCCCACCGCCGGAGGUGUCUACUACCAGACCUUUAUGCUUGCGCCCGCAAAGAUUCGCAGGCUCAGCGCCUACAUUUGCGGCUGGUGCUAUGUCGUCGGCAACAUCACCAUCACUCUUGCUGUGCAGUUCGGAACCACCUUGUUUUAUGUUGCCUGCGUCAAUGUCUUUACCAACUCCGAGGGCGAGGAGAUCUGGGGCGCCGAGACAUACCAGAUCUGGCUGACCUUUUUGGCCAUCACUUUGCUGUGCAAUGCCAUCUCGGCCUUUGGCAACCGUCACUUGCCCCUCCUCGAUACCUUUGCCGUGUUCUGGACCUUCGCCGGCAUCCUUGCCAUCCUCAUUACCGUCCUCGCCGUUGCCAAGGAAGGCCGCCGCUCCGCCGAAUACGCCUUCACCCACUUUGAGCCCACCUCCGGCUGGCCUGCCGGCUGGUCGUUCAUGGUCGGCCUCCUUCACGCCGGGUAUGCCACCUCGUCUACCGGUAUGGUCAUCUCCAUGUGCGAGGAGGUCCAGCAUCCCGCCACCCAGGUCCCCAAGGCCAUGGUUAUUACCAUCCUCAUCAACACCAUUGGCGGGCUCCUGUUCCUCGUACCGCUCAUGUUUGUUCUUCCCGACCUGGCGUUGAUGGUGCAGUUGGCACAGCCUGUCCCGGCCAUCCUCAAGUCUGCCGUUGGCUCCGAAGGGGGUGCCUUUGCCCUCCUGGUUCCCAUCAUGGUUUUGGGUAUCCUUUGCGGUACCGCCUGCACAACCGCUGCUUCGCGCUGCACGUGGGCCUUUGCUCGCGACGGUGCCAUCCCCGGUUCCAAGUGGUGGAAGGUGGUCAACACCAAGCUGGAUGUUCCCCUCAACGCCAUGAUGUUGUCCAUGGCAAUUCAGAUCAUUCUGGGUGCCAUCUACUUUGGAUCUCCCGUAGCGUUCAACGCCUUUUCCGGCGUGGGUGUCAUUUCCCUGACCCUCUCGUAUGCCGCCCCCAUCGCCGUGUCCAUGCUCGAGGGCAGAGCCCAGGUGAAGGGCGGCAAGUUCUUCUUGGGCAAGUUUGGCUGGCUCUGCAACAUCAUUGCUCUGGCCUGGUCCGCCCUCGCCCUUCCGCUCUUUUGCAUGCCUGCCCUGCUUCCUGUCACUCCCGAGACGGUCAACUAUGCUCCUGCUGUCUUGGUCGGCUUCGUGGCCAUCGCGGCUGCGUGGUACGCCGUCUGGGGUCACAAGAACUACCGCGGCCCCCCUACCGAGUCCCUUGGCGUCCAGCCCGUGUCUCGGGAUGGCGGUGUCGUUCCGGGCUUGUCUUCUGGUCCUCAGCAAGCGUCUGAGCCAUCCAUCAAGAAGGACUAA
Molecule: messenger RNA, 1542 nt
Organism: Podospora anserina S mat+
Lineage: Eukaryota; Fungi; Ascomycota; Sordariomycetes; Sordariales; Podosporaceae
Exons: 3
Coding region: 1-1542 (513 amino acids)
Biological process (GO): amino acid transport; transmembrane transport
Cellular component (GO): membrane
Molecular function (GO): transmembrane transporter activity
Source: RefSeq, a predicted model, not a curated record